Messenger RNA from Beta vulgaris subsp. vulgaris (sugar beet), 1767 nucleotides. RefSeq lists its product as uncharacterized. The record is from RefSeq and is a predicted model, not a curated record. NCBI's taxonomy places the organism in Eukaryota, Viridiplantae, Streptophyta, Magnoliopsida, Caryophyllales, Amaranthaceae. The coding region runs from base 142 to 975 and encodes 277 amino acids. Gene Ontology annotation, molecular function: oxidoreductase activity, acting on the CH-CH group of donors. Gene Ontology annotation, biological process: lipid metabolic process. The transcript has 2 exons.
CCUAACUAACUUACUUAUGAUCUGGGUCCACCCCCAUUAAUGUCGUCAUAGUAACAAACUCCCACCCCCAUCUCAAUUAAAUCCUUCAAUUUCACCCCCCAAACUCAGCCAAAUCACAGAGAAAAAGAGAGAGAACCAAAAAUGGUGGGCAUAAAUGUGUUACAAACUUUCCUAUUUCCACCACCACCAUCAGUAUUCGUAACAGCAAUGUCAUUCAUAAGCUUUGGGUCGCUCGCAAAUGCUGGAUUUUCAGAAUUAAAGGGAAAACAUAUGCAGUACUCCAAAUUUUUGAAUUGGAAUCCCAAUAACCAGCAGAAAAACCCUAGCUCUACAAUUACACAACAAAAGAGUAAACUUUCUAGCAAAAUUGGGAUGGCAAUUCUUUAUACUCCUGCUUUUCUUUUUGGGUUUGCUUCCCUUUUUAUCUUCCCUGAUGAAGGUCUCAGAUUUUUCUUGCUUCGUUUCACUCUUACCAUCCAUUUUCUCAAAAGGGUUCUUGAGGUAUUGUUUGUUCACAGAUUUGGCGGUAGUGGUGUUGCUCGUGAUGCAGCGAUUCCUAUUGCUCUUAGUUACUUCCUCUCCACAGUAACCAUGAUUUAUGCACAAUACUUAUCAGUAGAAUUCUCUGAGCCGUCUUUUGACCUGAAAUAUGCUGGAGUUGUGUUGUUUCUGCUGGGAAUAGUAGGUAACUUCUACCACCAUUACAUCCUCGCUACACUAAGGGGAAAGGGUGAGAAAGAGUACAAGAUACCUAAGGGAGGUUUGUUUAAUCUAGUGAUUUGCCCACAUUAUCUCUUUGAAGUAUUGGGGUUUGUAGGCGUAUCUUGCAUAGCUCAAACACCAUAUACCCUCUCGUUCACUGCCGGAACAACUUUGUAUUUGAUGGGUAGGAGUUAUGCCACUAAGAAGUGGUACUUGUCUAAGUUUGAGGACUUCCCCAGGGAUUUGAAGGCUUUUCUUCCUUUUAUUUUCUAGUUGUACUCAAGAAACCAUGCCAUGAAGAUGUUCUUGCUCAAAGAUAAACGAACAGGCCGAGGAAUACUUGUAUUAUGAGGACUUAAGCUUUGUACCACCAAUUUCAGAGGAGGAUUGUAUUAUGAGGACUUAACCUUUCCUCAAUUAUAUAAAGUGUAUGUGGGAUUUAAUUGUUGUGUAUUAUACGAGUAAAGAAAGAAUGAAGUUGGUGGAGGUUAGGGUAAUGCAUUGGCCAUUAGUGUACCAAAGAGGUAAUUAUAUCCGCCCAAAUAUUGUAUGUAAUUCUUCGUUGUAAUUCUUGGAUCUUAGCUUCGUUUACAGUUACUCGAAUCGGGUUCAGGUCGGGUCAUCUCAGGUUUCAGGUCAUGUUCGGUCAGGUCGUGUCAGGUCAUUAAAUCAAACAGGUCGGGUGCAGGUCGGGAACGAUCGUAAUUCGGUCAGGUCUGUCUCGGAUAAUUUCUUCUUCGGGUUCGAUGCGGUCAAUUUCGGGACAGGUCAUCUUUCGUGAUUAUGUGGUGUCGGGUCGGGUUUAUAGCAGGUUUGUAGCAGGUGCUUUCAGGUUCAGGUCAUGCACGGGUCGGAUACUUAUCAGGUGAGGACAAUAGCGGUUUGAGUCAGGUUCGAGUCGGGUUCAGGUUGGUAGUUAUCGGGUUAUACCAUACUUGAUUUCAGGUCACUUUCGGGUCGAUUCGAGUACGGAACAUGUCAUGAAUUUUGUGUGGCGUCGCUUCAAAUUUGUAUCAUUAUUUAAGAUUUCAUUGAAAAUUAAUGCUUGAAUAGUUCAUCUAGUUA